GCCUUCAGUGCGUUCAGGAAAACUAGCUCCUACUGGGGAAAAAAUCGUUUUGACCCGUCAUCCAACUUGGAAUUCCAAGUCGGAAACUAAGGCAUCUUUGUAGAGGUGCGACUUGCCGAUUUGAAGAUCACUGACGUCAUGAUUUUGCCUUUUUUUUAUUUAUUAUUUUUUAGCUCCAAGUUGUCUUGAAAGCACCAAAAGGUCCAGAGCCAGUCCGGGAGGAAAUGUGACGUGGUUUAUUUGCCUGGGAAAGGGGCAGACCCGAAACCCGUACAAGGCAUAGGCUAAUUGUAUUUGUGAAAUAUAGCCUACAUAAAUACCAAUAGUUGGGCUACAGUCGGCCAGGGGGGUGCGUUUCAUUAGGCUGAAGUCAAGUGAGAUAAACGAUUGAUGGAAUAAAGGUCGGGUUGUCACGCUUUGGAAAGUGCGGGCGGUGGAGGAAUUGCGAAAAGGAUUUCAUUUGUGAGAGAGGAGUGCUCUAGCAAGUUAUGUCUUCAGCAGUCCAUUCUGCACGGGGGUGGCCAUAUAGAUGAAUGACUGAAUGACCGUUUGGAGGUUUUACAACAACAACAAAAAACCGUUUUUUUCCCGGAAUAUGUCUGAGAUUUUAUUGGACUAUUUGACCGAUUUCGUUUCAAUAUAGUUAUAGUUGUAUAUCCUUGAUGACUUGAUAGGCUACCUAGUGGAAAUACCGAUAUUGGAUUUGUACAGAACAUUUGACCUCCAUAGGUGAUUUGUGAUUAUUGAGCCUUUAUAACAUUUUGUAAUAUGGCACGUUAUUUUGAAGGUCUCAGUAAGGGUGUGCCUAACGGAGGGAUGGCCCAGUUUCAGGAGGUGAUGAGGCAGCAGCUGGAGACCUCCAUGCACGCGGAGCUGGAGAAACUACUGGACACUGCCACGGGGGUCGACAAGGAGGUCUCCAUGAAGGACUUUGAUGGAUUCAAGAAGCUGUUCCACAGGUUUCUGCAGGUGAAGGGGCCAUCGGUGGACUGGCCCAAGAUACACAGACCUCCAGAAGACUCCAUCCAGCCCUAUGAUAAGAUAGCAGCGCGGCCCCUGCCGGACAGCCUGGCAGACAGUCUCAACAAGCUGGUGGUAGUCAAGUUGAAUGGAGGCCUGGGGACCAGCAUGGGCUGUAAAGGCCCCAAGAGCCUCAUCAGCGUCCGCAACGAGAACACUUUCCUGGACCUCACCGUGCAGCAGAUAGAGCACUUGAACAAGAAGUACAACACAGACGUUCCUCUGGUCCUGAUGAACUCCUUCAACACGGAUGAAGACACCAAGAAGAUCCUUCAGAAAUACACACACCACCGUGUCAAGAUACACACCUUCAACCAGAGCAGGUACCCCCGUAUUAACAAAGAGUCCCUCCUGCCUGUGGCCACAGACAUUGGUAUGACGGGUGAGAAUGCUGACGUGUGGUACCCUCCUGGCCAUGGGGAUAUCUACGCCAGCUUCUACAACUCUGGUCUGCUGGAUCAGCUCAUCACAGAGGGCAAGGAGUACAUCUUUGUGUCUAACAUUGAUAACCUGGGGGCUACGGUGGACCUGAACAUCCUGCAUCACCUGGUGAGCCAGCCCAACGGGAAACGCUGUGAGUUCAUCAUGGAGGUCACCGACAAGACCCGCGCUGACGUCAAGGGUGGUACUCUUAUUCAGUAUGAUAACAAGCUGCGUCUGCUGGAGAUAGCCCAGGUUCCCAAGGCCCAUGUAGAUGAGUUCAAAUCAGUCACCAAGUUCAAGAUCUUCAACACCAACAACCUGUGGAUCUCUCUGGGUGCCAUCAAGAGGCUGCAGGAGCAGAACGCCAUGGACAUGGAGAUCAUCGUUAACCCCAAGACACUGGACGGCGGUCAGAACGUGAUCCAGCUGGAGACGGCGGUGGGCGCGGCCAUCAAGAGCUUCGACAACGCCCUGGGCAUCAACGUGCCGCGAUCCCGCUUCCUGCCCGUCAAGACCGUCUCCGACCUCCUAUUGGUCAUGUCCAACCUCUACAGCCUGGAGGCGGGCUCUCUCACCAUGAGCCAGAAGAGAGAGUUCCCUACCACGCCCCACGUCAAGCUGGGCAGCUCCUUCACUAAGGUCCAGGAAUACCAGACGCGGUUCGAGAGCAUCCCUGAUAUGCUGGAGCUGGAUCACCUGACUGUGUCCGGUGACGUCACGUUCGGAAAACAAGUUUCUCUCAAG
Salvelinus namaycush (lake trout) is the source of this 2187-nucleotide messenger RNA. Its product is annotated as UTP--glucose-1-phosphate uridylyltransferase-like. Gene Ontology annotation, cellular component: cytoplasm. NCBI's taxonomy places the organism in Eukaryota, Metazoa, Chordata, Actinopteri, Salmoniformes, Salmonidae. Gene Ontology annotation, molecular function: UTP:glucose-1-phosphate uridylyltransferase activity. The record is from RefSeq and is a predicted model, not a curated record. The transcript has 10 exons. The annotation marks the transcript as partial. Gene Ontology annotation, biological process: UDP-alpha-D-glucose metabolic process; glycogen metabolic process.